AUGGCUGAAGAUGAAUGGCAAGAAACUACAUUAAAUCCAAAGAAAAGAGUUAGCGUCGAUAUUGCUGAUAUCAAUGAUAAACGAACAAAUAUAUUUUCUGAUAAAACAUUUAAAUUACUUGGAUUUUCCACUGAACAAAGAGAACCAAUAAGAGCAAUAAUUGAAGAUAAUGGAGGUGAAAUAUCAAACAAAAAAGAUGUUGACUUUGCUAUUAUGUCUGAAGAAUUUAAAGGUGCAUCAAAAAAGACUUAUGAAGAACGAGGAUGUGCUCGUUCAUUAAAAUGGUUAUGUCAAUGUAUUUAUUACAAUGAACUUAUUAUCCCCGAUGAAGAAGGAAAAUCUACAAAACGUAAUUCAUCUGACAUUCUUCUUCCUACUCCAUCACCAAAACGAACAAUAGACUUAUUCCCUGAUGAGUCAUUAAUUAAACCACCAAAUGAUGAAAGUUCAGGAAAUACAUUAUUAGAAGAUGGAGGUGAUACUCGAGAUAGUAGUUUUGAAGAUACUUCUGUUUUACAAGUGAAUGAUCACAUCAUAAAAUCACUUCCUAAUAUUUUUUCUUCUAUUACUAUAUAUUUUGGGAGAGAUAUUGACCAACAAAACCGAACAGAAUUACAACGAUAUUUUAUUGCAUAUGGUGGAAAUGUAUCAUUUUCAUUUAAUUCAAAAGUAACACAUUAUAUAACAAAUAACUCAACAGAUAAAGACAUAGUACAUUUAAUUUCUCCACAAUGUGAGAUUGUAUCACCUCAAUGGUUAUUUUUAAGUAUUAAUAGUAAAACUAUUCAACCAUUAAACAUAAUUAAUUAA
Entamoeba histolytica HM-1:IMSS is the source of this 810-nucleotide messenger RNA. RefSeq lists its product as uncharacterized. The transcript has a single exon. Bases 1 to 810 code for a protein of 269 amino acids. Gene Ontology annotation, biological process: DNA replication initiation; mitotic DNA replication checkpoint signaling; mitotic G2 DNA damage checkpoint signaling. The record is from RefSeq and is a predicted model, not a curated record. Lineage: Eukaryota; Evosea; Mastigamoebida; Endamoebidae.